AUGAAGCUCUUGUGGAAAAGUCACAUGAGGCUACAAGUGAUUAAAUUAGUCUUUGCACUCUUUGUGGUAACACUUAGAACAGCUGAGAGUAAAAAAGCCAAAAUUAUGACAGCUUCAUUUGAGUACAAUGGUAUAAACUGUAGAGCACACAGUGCUUCAUUGACAGAUUUCGGUGGUGUUGGAGACGGAGUUACAUCUAACACAAAGGCUUUUCAGUCUGCAAUUAGUAAUCUGAGUCAGUAUGGUUCCGAAGGUGGUUCUCAGCUCUAUGUUCCUGCCGGAAAAUGGCUCACCGGCAGUUUCAGUCUCACUAGUCACUUUACUCUCUUUUUGGAUAAAGAUGCUGUUCUUCUUGCUUCUCAGGAUAUAACUGAGUGGCCUGUGAUUGAACCGUUACCAUCAUACGGCAGAGGAAGAGAUGCACCAGCAGCAAGAUUCACAAGCCUCAUAUUCGGAACUAACCUCACAGAUGUUAUUGUCACAGGUGAAAAUGGCACCAUAGAUGGUCAAGGUGCAUUUUGGUGGCAACAGUUUCAUCGAAAAAAGUUGAAGUACACACGUCCCUACCUCAUCGAACUAAUGUUCUCGGAUGGCAUCCAAAUCUCAAAUCUAACUCUCCUCGAUUCUCCAUCAUGGAACAUUCAUCCUGUUUACAGCAGCAAUAUUAUUGUGCAAGGCAUCACUAUUAUUGCUCCUGUCACAUCUCCUAACACUGAUGGUAUCAAUCCAGACUCUUGCACAAAUACGAAAAUCGAAGACUGUUACAUAGUUUCCGGAGAUGACUGUGUAGCUGUGAAGAGUGGAUGGGAUGAUGCAACAAUUGCCUUAGGAAGUGAAAUGUCAGGAGGGAUACAAGAUGUUAGAGCCGAAGACAUCACGGCGAUUCGAACAGAAUCAGGUGUACGAAUCAAAACAGCUGUUGGUAGAGGAGGGUAUGUAAAAGACAUAUAUGUGAAGAGAUUUAAUAUGCAUACGAUGAAAUGGGCGUUUAAGAUGACUGGUGACUACAAUUCACAUGCUGAUACUCACUUUGAUCCUAAUGCUUUGCCGGAGAUCGCGAAUAUUAACUAUAGAGACGUUGUGGCUGAGAAUGUUACGAUAGCGGCGAGGUUUGAAGGAAUUUCUAAUGACCCUUUUAAAGGUAUUUGUAUUGCUAAUGUGACACUAGGGAUGGCUGUUAAGGCCAAGAAAAGGCCAUGGACUUGUACUGAUAUCGAAGGGAUGACUAGUGGUGUGACGCCUACGCCUUGUGAUUUGUUGCCAGAUCAAGGGCCUGAGAAAAUCACGGCGUGUGAUUUUCCGGAAGAGAGUUUACCUAUUGAUAAGUUGGAGCUUAAGAAGUGUUCUUACAACAUGAAAUAUGUUGAGAUGUAUUAG
Vicia faba (fava bean) is the source of this 1377-nucleotide messenger RNA. The record is from the annotation of a GenBank genome assembly. NCBI's taxonomy places the organism in Eukaryota, Viridiplantae, Streptophyta, Magnoliopsida, Fabales, Fabaceae.